Messenger RNA from Pelagomonas calceolata, 981 nucleotides. NCBI's taxonomy places the organism in Eukaryota, Pelagophyceae, Pelagomonadales, Pelagomonadaceae. The record is from the annotation of a GenBank genome assembly.
AUGUCGAGUGACCGCACAAGGUUGCUCGCACUCGCAGCACCACUGAUGGUCAGAGCCCUGUACUCCGCCUUCUGCACAAUCGCAGCACGCAGACGCCGAAAACUCGUCGUCGACGCUCUAAAAGCGCUGCCCGGCUCGGCGUUGUACGACGACGGCAGGCUCGCGGACGUGCUGGCCCCGCGCGACGUCACGGAUUUGCACGUCGUCUUCGACUUCGACCGCACGCUGACGGCGCACGACGCGCCGCAGUGCCACGACCCCUUGCUAAGGCUCGAGGACGUAGAACUGCAGGCGGCGCUCGCGCCGUACUGGCGCUUUUCAGAUGAAGGCGGCCCGCCGCCCUGCCGGGGCCGGCCGUUCCGCUGCUGGUGGGACGACGUGCACGCGCUGCUCGCGGCGCACGGCGUCACGCUGGCCCAGUUGAGUGAGGCGGAGGCCAGGAAGCCGUGCUAUUUAAGGGACGGCGCGCGGGAAGUCUUGAAGGCGCUCGUAGCACUAAAAGUGCCGACCACGGUCGUGUCAGCUGGUUUAGAACAUGUCAUCGUCGGCUUGCUGCAAUCAGAAGGUCUGGAGGCCGUGUCGUUCCUCGACGACGACCUCGCCGACGCGAAACGGCCGACGCGCGUGCGCGUCCUGGCCAACCGCCUCGUCAUAGAUGGCGACGGCACCGUGACCGGCGCGCUGCCGGACGAGCCGAUCCACGCCAAGAACAAGAAGGACGCCUACUUUCAUUUGAAACCGUGGUUCGCCGCGUCGGCCACGCCGGCCACCCGGUUAUUGGUUUUUGGGGAUAGCGUCGGCGACGCGGCCGUCGCGGCGCCCGUGCCCGCCUCCUCGAAAGCCUGCGUCGGCUUCUUCGACCCGGCGAACCCCUGGGGGAAGCGCGCCGAGUUCGAGGCGGCCUUCGACUGCCUCCUGCCCCACGACGCGUCGCUCGCGUGGCUCGCGGACCACCUAGGGGAGUGUCAUACAUCGAGGUGA